Brassica napus (rape) is the source of this 2558-nucleotide messenger RNA. Its product is annotated as ethylene-responsive transcription factor RAP2-13-like. The transcript has a single exon. Gene Ontology annotation, biological process: regulation of DNA-templated transcription. Gene Ontology annotation, molecular function: DNA binding; DNA-binding transcription factor activity. The record is from RefSeq and is a predicted model, not a curated record. Lineage: Eukaryota; Viridiplantae; Streptophyta; Magnoliopsida; Brassicales; Brassicaceae. Bases 1439 to 2221 code for a protein of 260 amino acids.
AUUAUAAGUAAUUUGGUGUUAUUGUUUAUUUAUGAGAGUAUGUUUAUUGAGUAUCUAUUUAAAAUAUAUGUUUAUUACUUUUUUUUAUAAAAGUUAAGUGAUUAUAAUUAAUUUAUUAAAAAUAUUUAAGACUAAAGUGUAAUAAGUAAAGUUUGUAGAGAAAAUAUUUAAGCGUCACUAUUGGAGAACCACCCUCUUAUCCUUUUAUUUUGAGUGGGUUCCUCCUUUAAAAUAAAGGGGAUUGUUGGAGAUGAUCUAAUAUAGUUACUCUAUUUUUGUGAAAAUUAUAGUAAAAAAAUAGGUUUGGGUUGAAGAUGGUCUUAGGGAGUUUUUGAUGUUCAUAAUAGUUGAUGUUUUCAUAUAUCAAUGCAUUUUUUCACUUUAUCAAAAACUGUGUAACCAAUGAUAUUUUGUAAUCUAUUUUGUGAUUGGUUGAAUAAUUUUUAAUUUAUAUUUUUUUAAGAUAAAAACAAAAAUUUUAAUAGUUAUAUACAAUCUUAAAACUUUGGCUCCGACUGGUGAUCUUUUCGGGAACACGAAGAACGAAUAAGAAAUGAACGUAUAGGAAUAAAAUUGCAGGAAUGAAAAUGAAUGCUUAUUUCUUAUCAAAUUUAAUAAGAAAUGAUUUUGUUCUAUAUUUCUCUACAAAAGAAGGAAUGGGGAGGAACGAGAAGGAAAAACUAUUCUAUACGAAUGAUGAUUUUUUUUUGGAAUUAUAAGAAAUUUAGUGUUCCCUUUCGUUAUUGGGUCACCAUUCAAAGCUUUAUGUAUUUUGAAAUCAAUGGAGUAUAAGGUAACACUUCUUAUAUAUCUUUUGUCAACAGGCAAUGUCUUUAACAAGAAGUAUUCGAUGUAUGAAAGUAUAAAGAAAACAAAAUAAUGUAUCAGACGUAUUUCAGAUUAAUAAAUUGGAGAAAUAAGAAGCAUACAAGAAAAAGAAAAACACGAGAGGACACGCCACGCCUCCUAUAUAACGAGAGCAAAAGCUCAUGAGAUAAGUAUACCGGUGAGGCUGAGAGUAAAUCACAUACCAAAAAAAAAAAAACUUGAGUGCAAUAGAUAAGAAUUCAUUCUUGUGUGUUUUCUCCUGAUUUUUAUUUCUGUGCAAAUUCCCCUUCGAUCCGUAUCUGUUUUAUUUAUUUAUUUUCAAAAGAAAAUCGAUUUCUAGGCUUGUGUUUGAAUGGUUUUGAUCAAUUAUUUACACAACAAAGCAAACUUUUGAAACUGGAUUUUCUUUAAAUCUUGCAUCUGUUAGUAUUUCCAGAACAGAGAGAUCAAUCUUUUUUAUUAUUGAUCUUCUUGUUUUUCUUUUAAAAUAGUUUCCGAGGGUAUUAUUUUUAUAUCCCUCCUUUCGGAUCUGCAAAGAGGUUGUUUAUUUCAAAUCUCUUCGAUCUAUUAUUUUCGAUUUCGAUUUUCCUUUUACAUAAAAAAAUUUAUAAUGGCAACUACUAUGGAUUACUACAAUAGCAAAACGUUUCAACAAACCGAUCCUUUCGGUGGUGAAUUAAUGGAAGCGCUUUUACCUUUUAUCAAAAGCCCUCCCACCGAUUCACCCGCGUCUGCGUUCGCGUUUGCGUCUUACCCUGACGUCUGCUUGACCCAACCGAUUCCAAACGUGUCGUCGGAUCUAAACCAGACACACUCGUACUCCAACCUUCUCAGUCCUAAACCGGUUCCCAUGAAGCAAACCGCUUCUCCACCCAAACCGAUGAAGCUAUACAGAGGAGUGAGACAGCGUCACUGGGGAAAAUGGGUCGCCGAGAUCCGUCUACCCAGGAACCGAACCCGCCUCUGGCUCGGGACCUUCGACACGGCGGAGGAAGCUGCGUUGGCCUACGACAAGGCGGCGUAUAAGCUCCGCGGCGAUUUCGCCCGGCUUAACUUCCCGAAUCUCCGAGGAGAGUUCGGCGAGUACCAGCCUCUUCAGUCCCCCGUCGACGAUAAGCUCGAAGCUAUCUGUAAGAGCCUGGCCGAGACGCAGAAGCCAACGAAGAAGUCUUCUUCCCGGAAACGUUCAUCCACCGCGAAACAACCGGAGGAAGUCAAGACGGAGGAUUACUCUAGCGUUGUAUCUCCGCCGUCGACGGAGAGCUAUGGAUCGCCGUUGUCGGAUUUGACGUUCGUUGAUGUGGAGGAGGAGGAGCAGCCGUGGAACGUGAACUUCGCGUUGGAGAAGUAUCCGUCGUACGAGAUCGACUGGGACUCGAUUCUGUCAACGUAGAUGAUGGUUUGUAAAUUAGGGGAUGCCAUAGGGGUGUUUUAGGAAACUAGAGGUCUCUGCAAUGGAGUUUUUGGUCAUUGCAUUGAGACACGUUAGGUGGGGUCCUUUUGUGUUAUUAUUAAUAAGUGGGUGUACCUUAAUGUAAAUUAUUUAUUACGUCUCUGCGUCGGUGGAAGCUUGGAUUUUUUUGUCAUGCUUCACACCGUGCGAGAUUUUUUUUUUAAUGUACUUUGUAGUUUCCCCUUGUCUUAAUUCCAAGUGUUUUAGCUUCCAGUUCAGAUACGUAUUGUGUAAUAAAAAAAAGUGUUGUGUAAUAAUAAUGCAUCUGAUUGUAGUA